AUGCUCGAGCAACUGCGUUCUGCGCCUGUGAUGGCAUUCGCAAUGACCGGUAUAUGGUUAUUAGCCCGCUAUCUCUAUCAGCGUACUGUUCCCUCUCUCCGUAAUGUAAGGGGACCUCCACCCGAAAGUUUCUUUCUUGGCAAUAUACCUCAACUUAUCUCAGAAGAUGGCCACACAUUUCAUACAGAACUCACGCAGAACUACGGAAAAGUUGUCAAGCUCCAUGCUCUUCUUGGGGGAAAGCAUUUGUAUGUCUUUGACCAUGCAGCGAUGGAGGCCAUUCUCUUCCAAGUAGACGCCUUCAACAUGCCAGAUAGUUUUGUUGCGGCAAAUCAUGUAAUGUUCGGCCCUUGUCUUGUUAGUACCACCGGUGCACACCAUCGAAGAUCCCGAAAACUCAUGAACCCGGUGUUUUCACCAUCUCGUCUUCGUGAGCUUGUACCUAUUCUCUAUGGUGUCGCCCAUCAGAGUUCAUCGAAUCUCGUCAAACACUUAUCCCCCGAAACACCAUCUGAAGUAGACAUACUACCCAUAUUAGGAUCGACGGCCCUCGAAUUUAUUGGGCAGGCGGGCUUGGGUCACUCUUUUGCAGAGUCGAAUUCAGACGCGCUCCAUGCGAUGAAGCAAUUGCUGUUCGCCGCAAAACGAAUGAUCAUUCCUAUGCAGAUUUUACCACUUCUCUUGCGCACGAUGUCUCCGGGGCUGCGCCGAAAACUCAUCGACUACGUGCCCCUUCCGGACCUACAUCUGGCAAGGGACCUCGUGGAUAUCCUGGACGGAACGACAAAAACAAUAUUGGCAAAGAAGAAAGAGGGCUUGAGAUUAGGUGACUCGGUUAUAAGAGAACAAAUCGGGCAAGGGAAGGAUAUUACUAGCCUCCUUAUCAAAGCGUGCGACUCUGAGGAUGGACGAAUGACAGAGGAAGAGCUCUUGGGACAGAUGAGUGUAAUCCUCUUCGCAGGGGUUGAUACGACCAGUACCACGGCUGCCAGAUGUCUUCAAGAAUUAUCGAAAAAUCACGUCAUUCAAGGCCGCCUGCGCACGGAGAUUGCCAACGCUAGCAUACACGGCAAUCUUGACUACGAAACCCUUUGUGAUCUUCCCCUUCUCGAUGCAAUCGCCCGCGAAACUUUGCGGAUGUACCCUGCCGCCAUUACUUCUAGUCGCGAAGCUCUGAAAGAUUCGGUGCUCCCGUUGAGUACACCUAUGAUGGGCAUCGACGGAACCCCCAUCGCGGAGGUAUUCGUUCCUAGGGGGACGGUCGUGCAUAUCGGAAUCCGGGCUGCCAACCAAGAUCUCACAGUUUGGGGAGACGACGCCACUGAGUGGAAACCCGAGCGGUGGCUGAAGCCGCCACCCGAUGAGGAUGUGCAGAUUCCUGGGGUGCGUCCCAAACUGAUGACGUUCAUCGGCGGACCAAGAGGAUGCAUUGGUUAUAAAUUCGCUGAAAUAUCUUUGAAGGUUUUACUUGCUGUCCUGAUACAGGACUUCGAAUUCUCGCCUUCCCAAGCUGAAAUCAUCUGGAAGUUGGGCCAGGCAGAAGCACCGACCGUAGAUGGGAAACAGGCCAUGCCAAUCAUGAUGACGGCUAGAGCAUCCUCCUGA
Marasmius oreades (fairy-ring Marasmius) is the source of this 1605-nucleotide messenger RNA. RefSeq lists its product as uncharacterized. The coding region runs from base 1 to 1605 and encodes 534 amino acids. The record is from RefSeq and is a predicted model, not a curated record. The transcript has 13 exons. Gene Ontology annotation, molecular function: monooxygenase activity; iron ion binding; heme binding. Lineage: Eukaryota; Fungi; Basidiomycota; Agaricomycetes; Agaricales; Marasmiaceae.